AUGAUUAUCCUUCCCGAUACACCUCCUUUGGCUAAAUCACAUACUUUUAGUACGGGAGUUUUGAAUCCUCAAUUGAUAUCUACAAGAGCCUCAUUCGUUACCAGUGCUACAAGAAACAGUAACGAGCUUGUAAGAGAUGUUGUUAAACUUGAAGAAUAUCUUCAAGAUUUGUUCAAAUAUGCUAAUUCUGAAUCAGCUUCUAACGAUAUGUCCAAAAUAAUACAAUUCUGCUGCAACUACACAAUUUCUGAUUCAGGAAAGCUCCCUUGGACAAAUAUAUAUGUCGAUAACCCCAAAGAACCAAAGAAAAAUGUACUUGGGAAAGUUAUAAAAAGUAAGAGUACUAAUAUCCAGUGGAGCUUAAUGAAUGAGAUAGAAGCAGUUAUUAUUGGAAUAAGUUUAAUAUAUACAAGACUAGGUUCUGUAUUAGUAAAUGAAUUGAUAGAAGUUGACCCCACAAGUGAACUGAAUGAUGAAACAAACGAAAAAUGGAAACAAGUUAGUAACUAUUAUAAGAAAUCCCUAUCGUUUUUAUCUUUCGGAAAGAUAGUACUGUCUACUUUUAAUCCUCUGGGCAAUUGUUUCAAUUCAUUUCUUUAUUCCCUAUUAGAUAAGAUAAACAAUAUAUGCAUUCAGAUGUCUAUUUUAUCAAAAUCUUCAUGGAUUAAUCGGAACUAUUAUAAUGAAACUGAGAAUUUUAAAACCAAAAACAAUGGAAUGCUAAGCAAAGUUGCAAUAUAUGUUGUAACUGAAUUAAGAGAUUGCCAAAACAUGUUAUACAAUCUUCAUACUAAUCAAGAAGGAUCAAUCAACCUCCAAUAUAAAAACUGGAAGGAAUACCUUAGUGUGAUAGAAAAAUAUGCUACAGCCUAUGCAAGUCUAUUUUUAUCCAUUGAAAAGUAUCAGCAAGAUAGCUUGGGUAAUGCAAUAGGAUUAAUAAACUUUGGGCUUUUAAGCUUGCAAAGUAAGAACCUCAAUGAGGUCAAACCUAAACAGGGAAAACUACUUACUAAAUUCAAGUCAAAAGUUUCAGUUCGUAAAAAUGAACAAUAUAUUAAGGAUUUGCAGUCAAUAACCACUUUAAAUAUUGAUAAAUCAUUGUUUCAAGAAUCUUCAGGUAUAAUAUUGAAGGAUUUGACAUUUUUAUUUGAUCAAUUAAUUCAGUUACACCUUAAAUUUACAAAAGAGAAUAACAACAUAAAGUUUGAUACAAUAUCAGCCUGGAAAGAUAUUGAUAAAGAUUCAAAGUGGCCCCUUGGCUGCAGCAUACCUAGCAGCAGUGUAAAACCAUAUGAGCCUUUUGGUGAAUCAUUGAACCUGAAUUCGACCGAUGAGUACUCAGGAAGGGGGGCUUAUUAUUAG
Molecule: messenger RNA, 1362 nt
Organism: Debaryomyces fabryi
Lineage: Eukaryota; Fungi; Ascomycota; Pichiomycetes; Serinales; Debaryomycetaceae
Exons: 1
Coding region: 1-1362 (453 amino acids)
Source: RefSeq, a predicted model, not a curated record